This is a messenger RNA of Zea mays, 1554 nucleotides long. Its product is annotated as ABC transporter C family member 8. Gene Ontology annotation, molecular function: ATP hydrolysis activity; ABC-type transporter activity; ATP binding. The record is from RefSeq and is a predicted model, not a curated record. Gene Ontology annotation, biological process: transmembrane transport. The coding region runs from base 119 to 1468 and encodes 449 amino acids. Lineage: Eukaryota; Viridiplantae; Streptophyta; Magnoliopsida; Poales; Poaceae. Gene Ontology annotation, cellular component: membrane. The transcript has 9 exons.
UCUAAUGGACUCCGUAUUCAAGGCUCCCAUGUCAUUUUUUGACUCAACACCAGUGGGAAGAAUUUUAACGAGGGCAUCUUCAGAUUUGAGCAUUCUAGACUUCGACAUACCCUAAUCGAUGGCUUUUGUGGCGACGGGCGGCAUUGAGGUUGUUACCACAGUACUGGUCAUGGGUACUGUAACUUGGCAAGUCCUGGUUGUAGCGAUCCCAGUUGUUGUCACCAUGAUAUAUGUUCAGAGGCACUACGUUUCCUCAGCUAGGGAGCUAGUAAGACUCAACGGAACAACAAAGGCACCUGUAAUGAACUAUGCAUCAGAAUCAAUUCUCGGUGUGGUGACGAUCAGGGCAUUUGCAGCAACUGAGAGGUUUAUCUACAGCAACAUGCAGCUCAUCGACACUGAUGCCACACUGUUCUUCCAUACCGUUGCCGCACAAGAGUGGGUACUCAUAAGAGUAGAGGCACUGCAGUCCUUGACAAUAAUCACAGCAGCAUUGUUCCUUGUUCUAGUUCCUCCAGGAGCAAUUUCUCCGGGCUUUGCAGGACUUUGUCUCUCCUAUGCUUUGACUUUAACUUCAGCACAAGUAUUCUUGACAAGGUUCUAUUCGUACUUGGAAAACUACAUCAUCUCGGUUGAACGAAUCAAGCAGUAUAUGCACCUCCCAGUGGAACCACCUGCCAUUAUACCAGAUAGUAGACCUCCAACCUCAUGGCCGCAGGAGAGAAGGAUAGACCUGCAAGAUUUGAAGAUAAGAUACCGUCCAAAUGCGCCGCUUGUCCUCCAAGGAAUCACUUGCACUUUUGCUGCUGGGAACAAGAUUGGGGUUGCAGGGAGGACAGGAAGUGGAAAAUCAACACUUAUCAGCUCAUUGUUCCGUCUCGUUGAUCCGGCGGGUGGGAGGAUACUUAUUGACAAGUUGGAUAUUUGCUCCAUUGGCCUUAAGGAUCUAAGAACUAAACUAAGUAUUAUCCCUCGAGAACCUACACUUUUCAGGGGAACCGUGCACAACAAUUUGGAUCCCCUUGGCCACCAGCAUUCUGAUGAAGAGAUAUGGGAGGCCUUGGAGAAGUGUCAACUGAAGACAGCAAUCAGCACCACCUCUGCUCUUCUGGAUACAGUUGUGAGUGAUGAUGGCGAUAACUGGAGUGCUGGACAGCGUCAGCUCUUCUGUCUUGGCAGAGUUCUACGCAGGAACAAAAUUCUAGUUCUAGACGAGGCAACAGCAUCCAUCGACUCUGCAACAGAUGCAAUCCUGCAGAAAGUAAUCAGGCAGCAGUUCUCAAGUUGCACGGUUAUAACCAUAGCUCACAGGGUACCAACUGUGACAGACAGUGACAAGGUCAUGGUCCUGUCCUACGGGAAGCUUCUAGAAUAUGAAACACCAGCCAAGCUGUUGGAAGACAAACAAUCAGCAUUUGCUAAACUUGUGGCUGAGUAUUGGGCUAAUACCAAGAGAAAUUCAACAUGAUCUACCAUUAUUGCAGGACAUGAUAAAAGAUAUGAUCAUUUUAAUCAAGAUAUCGAAAGAUUCAAGGGUUCUCAAAUUGAAUCUUU